AUGAGCAGUCAACGCACACCCAUUGAACCACAGCGUGUCGACGCUCCAUUAACGCAAUCCGCAACAUUCCUUGUUGUAACAGCAACCAAGAAGCCCGAUUCAAUUCAAACUAUCAGAUCCACACUCGCAGGGUUAGACAGUCUCGCCAAAAACGUCUCUAUUCGCGACUUGAGUGCCCAAUUCGCCUGUACAGUCGGCAUCGGCAGCGAUAUAUGGGAUAAUCUAACCAAACUUCCUCGACCAGCCGAGCUGCAUCCUUUCCGCGAAGUCAAAGGUGCCAAACACACAGCCGUUUCAACACCAGGCGACCUACUCUUUCAUAUUCGCGCCGAGCGCCGCGAUAUCUGCUUUGAGUUUGAGCGUCAGCUCAUGGACCAACUAGGCGAUUCUGUGUCAGUCAUCGAUGAGACGAUUGGAUUCCGCUACUUUGAUGUUCGCGAUCUUCUUGGUUUCGUAGAUGGUACCGCCAACCCGGUUGGACCGUCUGUACCCUCUUCCGUGCUUGUAGCGGAGGAGGACACGGCUGCGUCGGGUGGAAGCUAUAUCGUUGUUCAGAAAUAUGCGCAUGAUAUUGCGGCUUGGAAAGGUCUACCUGUGGAACAACAGGAGAAGAUUAUCGGACGCACGAAGUUUGAUAAUGUUGAACUUGAUGAUGCUGUUUCUGGACAGCGGUCUCACAAGACCCUUAAUACUAUCGAGGAUGAGCAGGGUGAUGAGCAUGAUAUUCUGCGCGACAAUAUGCCAUUUGGGUCUCCUGGAUCUGGAGAGUUCGGAACCUAUUUCAUUGGAUAUACUCGUCGAUUGUGGGUCAUUGAAAAGAUGCUAGAGCGGAUGUUUCUUGGGGAUCCCCCGGGACUGCAUGAUCGGUUGCUGGAUUUCUCGACUCCUUUGACAGGGACGACGUUCUUUGCUCCAUCUGCUAGUCUGCUCGCAAGUCUAGACUCCGAUUGA
Molecule: messenger RNA, 951 nt
Organism: Penicillium malachiteum
Lineage: Eukaryota; Fungi; Ascomycota; Eurotiomycetes; Eurotiales; Aspergillaceae
Product: Dyp-type peroxidase
Exons: 1
Coding region: 1-951 (316 amino acids)
Cellular component (GO): cytosol
Molecular function (GO): peroxidase activity; heme binding
Source: RefSeq, a predicted model, not a curated record